UGUUCCACUACAUGAAGAUAACGUUCCACAAAGAGCAGGACUACCCGAGCGCCAUUUGCAACGGUUGCAUGAAUCGGAUGAACGGCUUCCACGACUUCCGGCGGCUGGUGGUUCGGAACCACAAUGCCGUAAAGACGUUCCGUCGGCUGUUUGGUGUUCAAAUGGAAGAGGAACCACCCACGGUGAUAGAGGUGAUCGAGGACGACGAUACCGAUGCCGAUGCCGAACCAAUGGAGAUCAAGCAGGAGUUCGAAGCGGAAGAGUCCAAGCUGGCGGACCAGAUAAAGACUGAGCACGAGCAGGGGGCGCCGCCGGUGAAGGAAACGGUCAAGGAUGUGGAUGUUUACCAUCUGGAUGGGAAGCUGGCGACCGUUGUGGUUAAGGAGGAGCAACUGUCGCCGGUCAAGGAGGAGAAGCUUUCGCCCGUGCAAUCGAUGCCUCAGAUGGAAAAAAACCCCGAGCAAAAGAGGUCACCCGCGGCAGCAAAACCGACCCCAAAUAUCAUAAACAGCAAGAUAACUAUCCUAAAACGCCCCCAGGGCAGACUGUUAAACAUGGAACACUCCGAAAAGCGUGCCAAAGUGGUCGUUGGCUCCGAGUUUUCAGUUGUAAAAUGUUCCCAGUGCCGGGCCGUCUUCCGGAACCGUGAAAAUCUCCUGAUCCACGAGCGAGACGAUCACCGACAACCAGAACAGCCCAAAGUCAACUUCAAAAAGAUCGUAACGCCCCCCACGACCCCCCACACAAGACGAAUCUCCAAACCGCUACCGCACACGGUCGCAACAUUGUUCAAGUGUCCCCACUGCAGCAGCAGUUUCAUCCAUAAGAACAACUACGAGCUGCAUCAGAAAACCUGCAAGGCCGCAGUCCUCUCCAAACUGAAUCCCCAGAUCGUGGUCAAGCGAACGACGCCGGCCGCCAUGAACGAAGUGAUAAAGGCAGCCGUCGCCAAAGUUGGCCGCCAGGUGCAGAUCAAACCGGUGGAAACGGUCAUCGAGAUCAAGCAGGAACCGGAGGGGGACGACCAGCGAAUCCGGUGCCAAUACUGCCCGCUCACCUACAAGACGAAGUACUAUCUCAAGAAGCACCUGUUCGACGUACACAAGAUCGACGACUACGAAAAUGUGUUCUACUGUCACGUGUGCAAGCUGAACUACUCGUGCGACGAAGAUCUGCAGUUGCACAACCGGGCCAUCCAUCGGUUCCUGUGCAAACAGUGUCCGGAGGACUUCCGGACGUGCAUGCAUGCGCAGACGAACGCUGGACGGCCGGGCGAGAAUGGGAUCGUCAAUAAAGGUAUGUAAGGUGGCGAAAAGUGGCGAA
Aedes albopictus (Asian tiger mosquito) is the source of this 1323-nucleotide messenger RNA. Its product is annotated as zinc finger protein 777. Gene Ontology annotation, biological process: regulation of transcription by RNA polymerase II. The record is from RefSeq and is a predicted model, not a curated record. Gene Ontology annotation, molecular function: RNA polymerase II cis-regulatory region sequence-specific DNA binding; zinc ion binding; DNA-binding transcription factor activity. NCBI's taxonomy places the organism in Eukaryota, Metazoa, Arthropoda, Insecta, Diptera, Culicidae. Gene Ontology annotation, cellular component: nucleus.